ACAACUUGCAUGUCCAGGAAGAGACGCAAGCCGCUCAAGCCCCUCACAAAGCCCAAAGUGGCAGUUGUCUUGGGGAGAGGAUGGCUCGGACAUUGACGAGUCAAUCCUUAUCAGCUCCAUCCACCUGUCCAGUUCCACCUUCCCACAAUCCAGGUCCGAUCUGCGGAUUUGGUGCUCCACCUCCCAUGAUUGCACCAGCUCCAGCUGUGAUGGUGGACGCGCCGCCAUUGGAGGACAGGCUUCUAGUGAGAGGAGAGGCUUGCGGCUUCAGUGGUUGACAAUGGCUGACGGUUUGGGUCUAUUACUUUGUUCAGGCAUGGCCAGAAGAUCCUUUCUGCCAGCUGGACAUUGGAGAUAUGGUGGAGGCCUUUUGGGAACCGACCAAAGAGUGUCAUACUCAGCAAGCGUCGAAUCGAUUCAUCCAGAUGGUGACGUAUCGGUGGCUUGGGAGGAAUGGGAUGGCAUUGUGACGCUGCCAGCCUCCCUUGUGCGUGCUCAACGCAGGACAUCCAUGCUUUGGGACAGCGUUGACUGACGGAAAAAGCUGGACCGAGCCUGAGACACACCGCGCAGCCGCGCGUGUGUGGCUGCCUGCCUUGCAAGGCAGUGCAGCUGCCAUGCCGGAGGAUGAUCAAGUGUUCCAGGCUACGAUGGCUGCCGUGAAGCGGCACUUCGAUGCGGAGGAAUUUGAACAAGCACUGCCACUGGUGACUCAGGCUUAUAAAGCAAAGCCAGAACAUCCACUGGUCGUCAGGAGCUACAUUUUCACGCUGGUCAAUGUCUCGCAGUGGGACAACGUCUUGAAGGCCUGUAAAAAGCAUGAAGACAUCGAGGACCUUGACUUCGAACACGCCUACAGCUUGUAUCGAUUGAAUCGCUUCAAGGAAGCACUGGAUGUUUUGGACUUGAGGAAGAGCAAAGAUCCCGAGGAAAUAGCUCGCAGAUCCCGACUGGAAGCUCAGAUUCAGUAUAGAUUGUCGAGCUAUGAUUCGUGUGCAGAUGUCUAUGGACAACUUCACAAAGACGAUCCUGAGGAUAACGGUCUUCUUGUGAACGCCGUUGCUGCCCAUGUCGCUGGUGAGCAGUCACGGAAGGCAAUGGCUCUCGUGUCCAAAAACAAGGAAGCCUUGGAAUCUUCCUACGAGUUGUGCUUCAAUGCAGCUUGUGCUUUGAUUGACGAGGGCCGCCUCAAAGAGGCUGAGGCUCAUCUGGCUCGAGCCAAAGAGCUUUGCACCGAGGAGCUGGUCGAGGCUGAAGAUGCGGCAGAGGCAGAUGCAGGUUUGCUGGAGGACCAUGAAGAGCUAGCGGCAAUCCGUGUGCAACAAGCGUGUGUCUUGCAACGAUUUGGUAAAGAGGAUGACGCCAAAGAGCUGUACGACAAAGUCCUGCGGCAAAAGCCUACACAGGGACAUGAGAUUGAUGUCACUGUGCUGGCCGUGGCCUGCAACAAUGUGGUGGCUUUGCGUUCGGAGGGCAAGUCUUUGUUCGACAGCCUGAAGCGCAUCAAUGUGGCAUCCAAGGAAAGCCUUGAGCAUAAGCUCACCCGCAGACAAAUGGUUGACAUUGCCUGCAACAAGAUCCUUCUAUUGUUGCAGGCACAGAAACUGGAUGUUGCCAAGAAAGACCUGGAGAAGCUCCGCCAAAGCUACCCUGACCACCCUCGAGUUGCAUUGGUGCAGGCGGCUAUAGCUCACAGGGAGAAGAAGAAUAAAGUUUGUGAGGAAGUGCUCCAAACUUACUUGGCAUCGCGCCCUGAUGAUGCGCAGGUCCUUCUCCCCUUGGCGCAGCUCUAUACGCAACAGCACCGACAUGAGGCAGCCGUUGAGGCAUUGGCCAAGUUGCCCCUCGGCAGUCGGACACAGCCGACCACCGUAGAAGCCAUUGUGAGUCUCCACAACAGGCAAAAAAAACCAGACAAAGCCGUGGCCUGCUUGCGCGAAGCGAUCCAGUACUGGUCCAAGAAUGAGGAGGAUUCUGACACCCUCGGACAGGUGCUGCGGAUCGCUGCACGUGUGGCAAUGCAGAUCAAGGACAGAGGCUUUGCUGCUGAGGUCUAUCAAAGCUUUCUUGAGAACAUCGAUGGAUCAGAUUACGAAGCUUUGUGUGGCCUCGUGCAGGCCUUGUCGGUGACAGACCCGGAACGAGGAAGAGAGUAUGCUGAAAGACUCCAGGUUCCUUCCUUUGAUCAUCUUGAUCCGGAGGAGCUGGAAGCCCAAGCAAUUCCCAAGGUUGGAGCAAUGUUCUCUCAGCGGAGACGCGACAGAGAUGAAGAGGCCGAUGGAGCUGCCACAAAGCCAAAGAAGAAGCGCAAGCGAAAGACUCGCUAUCCCAAAGGCUUUGAUCCAGCAAAUCCUGGGCCUCCUCCUGAUCCUGAAAGAUGGCUCCCAAAGAGAGAGCGAUCAGAGUUCAAGAAAAAGAUGAGGAAGAAGGACAAGCAUUUGCUCCGGGGCCCACAAGGGGCGAUCACCACGGAAGACUUCCGAAAGCAGGGGCCAUCCACCGCCCAAGUGGAGGUCUCCAAAGAUGCCACCGGACCGUCCAGACGGAGUGGAAGAAAGAACAAAGGCAAGUGAAGAAUGCUCCACUCGGAGGCGCCUGAAGACCUCGCCAGUCCGCCGCAUGGUUUUGAACCGCUCGCAUGGUUUCGUGCAAGGGUUGCCCAGGUGCCCUGGUGGGAGUCAGUGUGGGUC
Molecule: messenger RNA, 2690 nt
Organism: Durusdinium trenchii
Lineage: Eukaryota; Dinophyceae; Suessiales; Symbiodiniaceae
Source: the annotation of a GenBank genome assembly